AUGGUGAACCGGGGGAACAGGGGCUUGUCUGCUUUGUGCACGGGUUACUUGGAAGAGGGAAAUGCGCAGUGGAAGUCGACGGCCUCGGCAGUCGCCGAUAGCGUCAUCCUUUCUGCGCGCAUCUCCUUCCUCCGCACUCCGCGCCCCCGACGCCCAAUCUCUGGCGGACCUCCUGAUUCUCUUCUCAAAUUCACCCUUCUCCACCUUUCGGAAGUUAGCUCAGUCUGUCCCUGCGCAUGCCGCCGUUCGUCCCCCCGCAAGCGCUUCUCCGACGGGGACCCGCCCCCGGCCAAGCGCCAGGCCCAGGCCGCCCCGGCCCAACCUUACAUUGUCGAUGAUUCCGACUCCGAUUCCGACUCCCCUUUAAGUGACGUCCCAGAAGACGCAGUCCAGACUCCCCAAGGACUGGCUGCAGCUGAACCCGAGGCCGAGGACGAGGACGAGGAUGAGGAGGAUGAAGAUGACGACGACGAGAUCGAUUGGGAAGACGCGAUCGACACCAGAACCACCAGCGCGACCACACCGACUCUCGCGGCCCCCGAAUUCCAGGAUUUGGAAUUGACCCUGGACAAGAAUGAAGCGCAUGUGGCGGAUCUGCUGGACGGCAAGAAAGGUCCUAGCAAGAUCGAGCGCCAAAUUCGCAUCCAAGCCCACUGCAUGCACGUCCAGUGCCUCCUUUUCCACAACGCCAUUCGUAAUAUCUGGGCGAACGACAAGAAGGUACAUGAGAUCCUGCGGCAUAAGCUGCCGGAAGGAAUUCACAAGGAGGUAAAGAAAUGGCGGAUCGCGGCCGGCCUGGAGCUUCCAGAGCCCAAACCAGAGCCGCCGAAAAGCAAGAAGAAAGGCAAGAAGGCCCAGAGAAAUAAAGAUUGGAGUGCAGAGGCGGAGCGACUGGAGCCCGGUCAGCCGGAUAUGAGUCGUGGCGAUCCUCUGAUUCCCUUGCUCAAAGUGCUAGUGGCGUAUUGGAGGAAGCAAUUUCGUAUCACGGCGCCGGGGUUACGGAAGCAUGGCUAUCGCCCUGUGGUGGAAUUGGAGGCGGCCUUGACCGAAUCUCGAAAUGAAGAGCAUGAUCCUGAAACUCAUGGAGAACGAAUCGCCAAUGUCGAGGAAUUCCGAUCGUUAGCAGAGCGCAUGCAAGGCUCCCGAGAUGUCGGUGCACAGCUUUUUACGGCCUUGAUUAGAGCAUUGGGUAUCGAGGCCAGGCUGGUAGCUAGUCUACAGCCACUGGGCUUUGGCUGGACCAAAGCAGAGACAUACACAGCAGCAAAGACAGAAGCAAAUGCUAGGCGGGACGCUUCUGAGGCCGAUUCUCCCGAAUCAGAGACAACUUCACCAGAAAGUGACCGGCCAUCUGCGAAGAAAGGCCGUUUUCAAUUUGACAGAGAUCUGCCAUUUCCCAUCUACUGGACUGAGGUUGCUUCUCCAGUGACCCAUGAUGUCAUUCCAGUCGACCCUCUCGUCCUCUCUAAUCCUGUGGCUACAACACCAGAGCUACAGGCUGCGUUUGAACCACGAGGCGUUAAAGCCGAACGUGCCAAGCAGGUAAUAUGCUAUGUGAUUGCCCAUUCCGCCGAUGGCACUGGCAAAGAUGUGACCACCCGUUAUCUGCGACGACGGACAUGGCCCGGAAAAACCAAGGGAUUCCGGAUGCCGGUAGAGAAGAUUUCCUUACCCGGUCGUCGCGGUAAAUCUUUCGAGUAUGAUUGGUUUGGGAUGGUUAUGCGGGGUUAUGAGAGGCAACUCAGCAAAAGAACCAAAGUGGAUGAAAUUGAAGAUACUAAAGAUCUCCAACGGAAACAACACGAGAGAAAGAAACCAGCCCAGGCCAAUGACACGCUCCAAAGCCUUCGCACAUCGACUGAAUUCGUUCUGCAACGAUUCCUACGCCGCGAAGAGGCGUUGAAACCAGAUGCCGAAGCCGUGCGCACCUUCAUCGCAGGAAAAGGUGCGAAGGCCAAAGAAGAGCUAGUCUAUCGUCGCGCUGACGUCGUGAAAUGCAUGUCCGCCGAGAGCUGGCACAAAGAAGGACGACAGGUCCAAGCUGGUGCAGUGCCCUUGAAACGAGUUCCCAUUCGAGCUGUGACUCUUCUCCGCAAGCGCGAAGUUGACGAAAUGCACCGCGAGACGGGUGAGAAACCCAUGCAAGGCCUCUACGCCCGCAAUCAGACCGAAUUUAUCAUCCCACCACCAAUUCAGGAUGGUAUCAUUCCCAAAAAUGACUAUGGAAAUAUAGACUGCUUCGUUCCAAGCAUGGUCCCCCAAGGCGCCACACACGUCCCCUUGCCGGGCACUGUUCGGAUCUGCAAAAAACUUGGGAUUGACUACGCCGAAGCUGUCACCGGAUUUGAAUUUGGCUCAAAGAUGGCCGUUCCAGUUAUCCAGGGUGUGGUCGUGGCGUCUGAAAAUGAAGAUUUACUGCGCGAUGCAUGGCGCGCGGAUGCAAUAGAGAAGCAGAAGCGCGAGCAGCUCAAGGCUGAAAAACGGAUAUUACAGACCUGGCGCAAAUUUCUAUUUGGUCUGCGCAUUGCAGAGCGUGUGCGAGAAGAAUAUGGAGGCGGGGAUCUAGCCGAAGACCGUGAACGGGACUCUCAUAAUCCUUUUGCUCUCCGUAGAAAGGGUCAUCAUCCGCCCCAGGAGCAGCAUGUGCAUACUGAAGACGAUCACCUUCACGAGCCCUACCAUAGCGUGCUUGACCACGGCGGCGGCUUCUUAGUGCCUGGAGAAGGGGAUGCAGAGGCAGAAGAUGACCUGAUUGUGGAGCAACAUGAUGAUCGACAACGCCCUGGCCCCUCAUCUUUCGCCAGUCCCCACAAUCACGACGACGGCCAGCGUAUAGCUGAAGAUUCACCGUCGCGGCCUGUUUCAAUAUCAUCAGACUCUGAUGAGGAAGAUGAUGGAAAUGACUCUGGAUCAGAGUAUGCUCCGAAUUAA
This is a messenger RNA of Penicillium macrosclerotiorum, 2931 nucleotides long. Its product is annotated as Rad4 family protein. Bases 1 to 2931 code for a protein of 976 amino acids. The record is from RefSeq and is a predicted model, not a curated record. Gene Ontology annotation, molecular function: single-stranded DNA binding; damaged DNA binding. NCBI's taxonomy places the organism in Eukaryota, Fungi, Ascomycota, Eurotiomycetes, Eurotiales, Aspergillaceae. The transcript is spliced from 2 exons. Gene Ontology annotation, cellular component: nucleus; cytoplasm; nucleotide-excision repair factor 2 complex. Gene Ontology annotation, biological process: nucleotide-excision repair; mismatch repair.